Messenger RNA from Solea senegalensis (Senegalese sole), 3642 nucleotides. It is a transcript of the gene fam161b, whose product is annotated as FAM161 centrosomal protein B. Lineage: Eukaryota; Metazoa; Chordata; Actinopteri; Pleuronectiformes; Soleidae. The record is from RefSeq and is a predicted model, not a curated record. Gene Ontology annotation, cellular component: cilium. The transcript is spliced from 9 exons. Bases 239 to 1960 code for a protein of 573 amino acids. Gene Ontology annotation, biological process: cilium organization.
GGUUUCACGGCCAAUCACAGCGGACGUCGGUCUCGCGCCGAGAACUUCCGCUUCUGACCACAGACGGUGCUAACGUUACCAUUACCGUUAGAUGAAACUUGUCAUCAGUGCUUAAGUCUUAACACCACCCUUUUUGGAUACAUUUUUACUCGGUCUUGUCUUGGUGUCAGUUAUAAUGGACUCUGGUUUUUAAAUCGAGAUCGGUUAAAACCGUUGUUCGCAUCGUUUUUGUUAUUGAAUGGGAAACUUUCUUCUGUCUUCGAAUCCAACCAUUAAUGUAACCAUGUCAAAGAUGAAUGCUUUGCUGGAAGAUGGAUUCACGUCAGAGAUGAUGCUCCAGCAGCACCUUAACGGUCUGAAAGAGGCCCUGGUUCAACAGCUGCAGGAGACAGAAAAGAAACACACACAGGAGUUAGAGAAGAAGCUCUAUCAGAACGCUCUCCUGUCAACAGAUGAACAACUAGAGUACAGUGAUAAAAAACAAGUGAACUGUAACACCAAACAUGUGGGAACGAGGAGAGACAUCCCUUCAUCUGCCCUGACCUCACACAAAGACACUGCACAUCAACACAGGCCUAAUUCUUCAACAAAGUGGAAACAUUAUUUCAUGAAGGCUUCCACGCUGACCCCCACCAAGGCACAACGGUGUGUACGAGCGGCUUCACUGAAAACCACACAGAUGAGCAUGGAGGAGGAGGCCGUGGCUGAAUGUCAGAAGAAGUUCUGUGCUCUCCCGGUUCCCAGCCAUGUCAACCAGUCCCUCUUCAAGGAGAUGAUGGAGCUGAGAAAGAAAAAGAGGGAACUCGGUCAUGAGGAGAGGAAGAAUUUAUUGCUCUCCAUGCAAAAACCUUUCAGUUUCCAGAGAGAAAGUGAAAGGAAUGAAACAGAGAGAGAAAUGGAGAAACUCGAGAUGCUGAUAGCAACGUUAAACCAAGACUCACCGGAACAGGGAAACAAGAUACCUACUAUCAGGAAACGUCGUCAAAAAACGGAGGACUGGCUAGAGUCUGAGCUGAAAGACCUGGAAGACGUUUGCAGUCCAGUGCGGACUCAAACGGCCGGGCGACAGUCUAAGUCCUCUGCAUACUGCAACCCAAAACUUCGCACUGCUGAGCGCACCAGGAAGGAGAAGCUGGGCUUCCUGGACGAGAGGCCGAGCUUCCAGCCAAAAAUCCUCCAGCAGGUCCCCGAUUUCAGCAGGUUGCACAAGGCUUUGCAGACAGAGGCGCUGAGAAAAACUCCGGCUAAAGACAUGACCAAGUGUCAGCCCUUUGCCCUCAGGACGUCAGCUCUCGCUCAGCGGCAGAAAAAAAUGAGCCCUGAAAAAUCCCAGGAACCAAAAAUAAACUAUGUCAGGAGAAGUAAGUCACUCGGGACCUUAACGUCACUGUCCACAGACACACUUCCCACGUACAUCACUGACGCUGUGAGGAUGCGCGGCUUGGCCAUCAGAAAAUCAAUAGCGGUCAGGGAAAGUAAGAAUCAAGAGAGUGCGAAUUGGUUUAGCAAGUACCAAAUGAGGUCCCAGGCCAUCAAGAAGAGUGUCGACCUUCACGCAAAGUCCCUGGAUCCACACGUCAGCUUGAAACAAGUGUUCGAAGACAAACUGAAGCACCAUAUGAUGGCUGACCAGCAAAGGAUGCAAGAGUACAAGAAGGAGUUACACGACAUAAAGGCGCGAGUCGGCGACCGCCCUUAUUUGUUCGAACAGGUGAAGCAGCGAAAUGCGAAGGCCCACGCCGAGCAGACGUACAGGAACAUGCUGAGGAAAGCUGGCUUCACGGAGCAAUUCGUCGAGGAGAAAGGCGGAGCAAGUGGCGACGCAUCGGCCUCGUCCAGAUCUGAGGAAGACGCCGAUGAAAAUGAGCUCAUCAAUGAGAACUACAUUCUUGGAAGGGACGAGAAUGUGGACGACGGGGAGAAAAUUGAAGAUGUGGAAGAGGAGAGCGUGAAGUCCUAAAGAGAAGAAAGUGCCAUAAUCAAAGAGGAGUUUUUUUUUUGGUGGCUUUUCCACCAGAAAACAACACCGUCCUCAAAAAAUGAUUCAUGUCACGGCUAACCGCACCAAGCAUUUGAUAGUUUGAGUUAAGUGCAUGUGCAAAUGAUGACAUUGAACUUUGACAGCCACAAAUAUUAGGGAUUAGUAUAUAGUUGAGCAUUUUUAACAUCUUUUUAAAUCCAUACACGUUGAGACGCGCGUGUUUGUGACAUGAAUUUGUCUUGUGCCCGAGCCCGUUACAAAAUAUCCAAUAAAUGUACAUCAUUUACUUUGGCUACGACACCCGUCGUCUGACAUGAGUCUCUCACAGAUUGCUGGGUUAAAAGAUCCCAGUUCUUUCCGCAGCCUCAACGCCGCCUAAGUAAACAGUCCUCACUGUGCGUGUGCGUUCGCGCGCGCAACACUUCGGUGGUUUGGUCCAAGCCCCAUAGACCCACAUCAAAUACGCUUGUUGUUGCGCGUUCGCUGUUCGCUUGUGCUUAGACAGCUGACUGCAGAGUUCAUUUUAACUCGCAAACCACAUGGCAACGUCUGGAUAUGUAUAUAAUCACGAUCAAACGGGUUCCUGUAGACAGUUGCAUACCAUAUGAUUACUUUUUCUAGGCUAGUGUGUCACAACGUUGAAACUAUUGCAUGAAUCCGGAAUCGGAAAUAUGUCUGAAAUGUCAUAUCUUGCACUGCGACAGCAUCCAGUAUGACUUAAAUACGCAUUUUAUGAAGAGGUUUUGCGUAAUGAUUAGAAGAAUAGUUCAUAUAGACGCGAUAGAUUAGCACCGACCCCCUUCCUUGAGAUCUCAAACAUCACAUGACAAAGCUUCAAGGGCUCCAUCCUGUCAGGUUGUCAUGGGAACUGUGUAUCCCUCCCCACUCUGCAUUGUGGUCCCUCUGGAGAAGAAUGCUGCGCACCUCCAAUUCCCGCGGUGCGCGGCUGAAAACAGACCCGAUCUCUCCCAGCACAUUAGGUAACGUCACAUUGGGAACCCGCGUCCACGGAGCGUGUGAGGCAGCAGGCGCCUGUGUCUCCCUAAACAAAUUGCAGUGCCACAGAGUGUGGAGGCUGAGGACGAGGACAAACACAUCUCAUUUAGAUUAAUGAGAGGCUGUGAACUUGGCCACCAUAUGUUAUGAUCACGCUGUUUAAGGAGUGGCUUUUUUUCUUACAGGACGAACAAUAUAAUUUCACCAAGGUGGCGCGUUCAGGUCUCUUAUUAUUCCAGCCACCGUGCAAUAUUAAAAUUCCCACACAUUUAAUUCUGUAAAUGCAUGGUGGCAAAUGCAGGCGAGUGAGUACACACCCUAGAAUACAUGAUACAGACCUUAAACCAACUUCACCUGCUCUGAAACUUGUGCAAUUACACUGGACCAAAUGCUCAUUUUGUGCGUCGCGGUUAUUCCGCUGUUCGUUUGAAUCGCUUGUUUGCUCGACCUCACGCACACCGGCCCGAAAACAAGAGUGGACGCUGCAAGUGCAGAGAGUUGAGUGCAUGUGAGAGCCCUCCUGUGUGCCGUAGUCCUCGGUUCACCUGCAGGAGGAGCUGUGGCUCGCUGCUGCCUACUGUGGAGCAGAGGAGAGAGAUGCCUCUUUCUUUUUUUUUCUCCCUCCUUCAGUGGCAUGAAUAAUAUCCCCAGAGCUGCAGAGAGAG